AUGUCAAUUAGAUCCAUAGCUAAAAUUGUUACUUCAAAGCAAAAAACUGAGGGUUCAGGAGCAAUUGUUCAUCGAUCAUUAGGUAUUUAUCAACAACGGAAAUACAAUCCAUUCUUAUUAUUUGAUCACUUUAUAGGUGCAAACAACCAUGGUUUUCCUGCUCAUCCUCAUCAGGGACACGAAACAAUAACCUACGUUUUGAAUGGAGCAGUCGCUCAUGAAGAUUUUACAGGGGCAAGGGGAAUGCUCUACAAAGGUGAUUUACAAUUUAUGACUGCUGGUAAAGGAAUAAUGCAUUCGGAAAUGCCCGUAUCAAAAAAUGAAGAAUCACCUACUGUGGGACUACAAUUAUGGGUCGAUUUACCUGAAAACAAACGGAAUAUAGAUCCCAAUUAUCGCGAUUUAAGAGAGUGGGAAAUACCUGAAGUUGUGGCUGAUGAUGGUAAAGUUAGUGUUAAAGUUAUUUCUGGAAAAAGUUAUGGAAUAGAAUCAAUCAAACAAUUGGCAUAUAUCCCCAUUGAUUAUUUCCACUACAAAAUAAAACCUGGAGGUCAAUUUAAACAAGAAUUCAGAUCAGAUUUUAACUACUUUUUGUAUGUGAUCAGAGGAACUACACUUGAAUUAAACAAUAAUACAAAAGUUGAACAAUACCAAAAUGUAUAUUUUGAAGAAACAGGAGAUUUUAUAACUGGUAGAAAUAUCACCACAAAACCUGACGAAGAAGUAGAAUUUGCAAUCAUUGGUGGCAAAAAACUAGAUCAAGAUGUCUACAUCUUUGGGACAUUUGCGGCUGAUACUGAGGAAAACAUGAAAAAGGGGUUUCAAGAUUAUAAGAAUCAACGUAAUGGAUUUGAAAAAAUAAAAACUUGGAAGUCGUUGAUUAGUAAAGGUGUAACCCAAGAAAUGAUUGAUGGCCCGUUAAACGGAAACUUGGAACUACGUGAAAAGAAUAAGAAUGACUAUUUGAAAAGUCUACAGACCCGUGAAAACAUACUUGUGUAG
Molecule: messenger RNA, 1002 nt
Organism: Candida dubliniensis CD36
Lineage: Eukaryota; Fungi; Ascomycota; Pichiomycetes; Serinales; Debaryomycetaceae
Gene: PRN2
Product: Prn2p
Exons: 1
Coding region: 1-1002 (333 amino acids)
Source: RefSeq, a predicted model, not a curated record